Messenger RNA from Neocloeon triangulifer, 1786 nucleotides. RefSeq names its product GRIP and coiled-coil domain-containing protein 1 (gene GCC88). The coding region runs from base 151 to 1671 and encodes 506 amino acids. The transcript is spliced from 10 exons. The record is from RefSeq and is a predicted model, not a curated record. Lineage: Eukaryota; Metazoa; Arthropoda; Insecta; Ephemeroptera; Baetidae. Gene Ontology annotation, cellular component: Golgi apparatus.
UACAUAAAUGCCAGCUGGUGUGGUAAAUUUUGGGAAUAAUGGCACAGUGAAAGUUGACUGCCAGCAUUUAUUUAAACAUUCUCAAUUUAGUUUUAUAGCGUCCCAUAUUGACCCUAUUCUUCAAAAAUUAAUUAAGUUAUUUAUUGAAAAAUGGCUGACAACAAGAGUAUUAUCGAGAAACAAAAAGAACAGCUGCAAAGAUAUGAAAAACGAUUGAAAGAUGUCGUCACAGCAUACAAAGGAUUGACGAAGGAGAAAGAGGCCUUAGAGGCCAGCUUGAAGGUCCUGACCACCGAAAAGGGUGGAAAAGGCUCAAAUGAAAAAUCGGCGGCAGAGCAGAAACAGCUAAAAGCGUUGUCGGAAUCGCUGGCCGUAAUAUCAGCCGAGAAAUCUCGAAUGGAAGCUAAUUUCCAAGCCGACAAGAAAAAGCUGCUCAGCGAAGUUGAUCUGCUUCAGACAAGCGUAAAAAGCCUGAUGGAAGCUGAGCAGCAUUUGAAGUAUGAGAAUGAGAGUUUGAAGACAAAAUUAACAUUCGAGAAGCAGGAUCGACUUCAGGAACAGGAAAAUCUGCAUGUCCUUAUCCAGCAAAAACAGGACCAUUAUGAAGAACGAGUGGCUUCUCUUGAGGCAAAACUAACUGAGUUGUCUGUUGUUGUCGGAGAGUACGACCGUCACCGAAACAUGGACCAAAAAGCUAUUCAGCGAUUAAAAGAUCAAAUUUCUGAGCUGGAAAAUCGAGCGCAAGCGUCUGUUCCUAAUCUAGAUAUUGAGAAACAGGACAAGUGCAAAAUUAAAGAUGAUUCUGAGCAAACUGAAGAUUCUGCUGAAAUUCAUGCUUCCUGUCGAGAGCAGUACGAGGCUGCAAUGAGGGAGUUAGAGCAUAUGAAGCAAAUGCAAACAUUUCAGUCCCUCAGGGGCAACAGGCCUGACGAGUCUAAUGCUGAAAUGGAAAAGCUGCGGUCUCAAAACAGAAAUCUUCAAGAGCGCGUCAACAACUUAACAAAGAAACUUAACAACAGUGAAAAUGAAAUUCAUGCUCUGCGUCAAAGCAAAAAGCAGAUUGCUGAGCGGGAACGAGAAAAAUAUUCUACGGAGCUCAGCGCCAUUCGGAAGCAUCAAGACGGACAAAUAACCGAGCUGGAGGAUCAAAUUCGGCAGCUGCGGGAAAGAUCUCUUAAAAUUCUCGAAGAGAAAGACGUGGAAAUCAGCAAACUGAGAAAUGCUCUGAAGAACCUUUCCCCAACAUCAGUGUUGGCUGGAGAAUUGAAUCAAACAGUAGACACGGAGUUGCUGGCAGAAGCAUCAGGUGGAGACGGAGCGCCUCCCCUGUUCCAUUUUUCGCAAGAAAAUGCAAGGAACACGGUGGAGGCCACCAUGCUUCGCAAGCAGAACUUUAAGCUGGAGAGUGAAGUGCGUGAUUUGAGUAGAAAAUUGGCAUCAAUGGAAGUUUCAAGGAAUGACGAAUUUCGAUGUUUGCAGUCAGAAAUUGAAAGGCUGUCACUUGGAAAGUCAAGGGAAGGCGCAAAUUUGGAAUAUUUGAAAAAUGUUGUUCUGCGAUAUUUGACUUGCGUUGACGACAGCAGCAAGCGCCACAUGCUGUCUGCGAUUUGCACCGUCCUGCGCUUUAGCAAAGAGGAAACCAGAACCGUCAACAGAAUUUACAAAAAAUAGCCUAGAACUCUUAUGCUUGGAAAAAUAUUAAAAUAUUCCUGUGUUAUCAGCUGUGAAUUGAUUCUGAUAUAUAAAAAAUUAUUAAAUUUAAUAUUUCAAAAGAUAAUAUACAUAA